AUGGGACUAAGGCGAAUUAGGUAUAGGCUAUUGCUUACGUUAUUUGUGAUAUGUAUCAUCGCUUUUACUGCAAGGCUAUUGGAUUACUUCAAAACUACCCAUUCCGAAUGGAGUUUUCUAAAUUUAGUGUCAUCAGGGCCAAAUAGAUUCUACACAGCUAACCUGGAAGCUCCUGACUUUUGGAGCAAGGUUUUUAAAGUAUUUGAGGUUAACAAAUUGCAAUUGCCGCUUGAAAAUUUGGAUGAUGCUAUUAGGUAUAUCGAUAAAUCCCAACAAAAGGAUGGGCCAAGCACGAAAGAAAACUUGUUAUCCAAGGCUUAUAUACCAGAGGAAGUACAAUUGGAAUUGAAACAGAAGCAUUUUAAGGUAAUGAACGAACUUCCCUCAGAGAUCCCGAAAGCGUUGUAUAAAAAGGAUAUGUGUGGUGUUGUGUUAGUUGGAGGAGGAAGAUUCUCUUGGCUUGCUUAUCUUGCUCUCUUGUCGCUUAGACGAUCAGGCUCCCGUAUUCCAGCUGAGGUGGUGAUGCCUAAGCUCGCAGACUAUGAAAACGAGUUAGAAUUCUGUAAGGUCGUCCUUCCGAAAUUAAAUGCAGAAUGUGUUGUAAUUCCAGAAGAACUCGGCUCAGUUGUGACCAUGAACUGGGCGAAAAAUUUAGCAUCCUACCAGUUCAAGAUUCUUGCAUUGCUAGUCUCAUCAUUUCAAAACGUUCUUCUUUUAGAUUCUGAUAAUAUAAUAAUUGAAAAUCCGGACUCCAUUUUUGAGAGCGACUUAUUUCAUAAUUAUGGAAUGAUAACGUGGUCAGACUAUUGGUCACGUACUAUAAGCCCUAUAUUUUACGAUGUUCUGGGAAUAAAAGUAAAUGAAAAGAAGAGAGUCAGAUAUAACAGGUUUCCGCUACGUGUUCCACCAGAUGUUACAGAUAGCAUACCAGAUAGUAACUCAGUUCCUUAUCAUGAUUUGGAGGGUGCAAUUCCUGACUUAUCUACCGAAUCUGGCCAGCUUUUUGUAAACAAGCUUACCCAUGGAAAAACAUUGCUUUUAGCUUUGUAUUAUAAUUUGAACGGCCCUAAUGUGUUUUACAAAUUGUUUUCAUUGGGUGAACAGGGUGCUGGAGAUAAGGAUACUUUUGCAGCGGCGGCAGUAGCGACGAGUCAAAAAUAUUAUCAGGUUAAUUCUUUUAUUAAGACCUUAGGCUAUUUUGACAACAAUGGUAAUUACAGAGGAGUUGCUAUGGCUCAGAAAGAUCCUUUAGUCGACUAUGCCUUUUAUGAGCAACUUGUUUUAAAGCCCCAAAUUUCAAAAGAAAACAUAGAUAUGACUUUGGAAGAUCAGUUUGAAAGGCUCGAAAUAUUAAAGAAAGAAAAAUUUGACUCUAACAACAAUGUUCCCAUCUUUUGUAUCCAUUGUAACUUUCCCAAAUUGGACCCACUUGAAUUAUUCGGAGAGGACUCUUUAUAUGAUGCAGAGAAACGUAGGCUAAAAUACAGACUCUAUGGAGGUAUUAAAAUUGAACUGAAGUUUCAGUCCCUGGAUCUAGAGGGUGCUGAAAAUAAAGAGGUCGAUUUUGAACUUCAACAAUGGGAAAUGAUGUACAAGUCACUAUGCAAAGACAAAAUUCAUUUUACUCAUUUCAAAGACACCAAUAUGGAUGAACUUUGUCAAAAAAUAACAAACGAAAUACAAUGGCUAGCUGAAACUUAA
Molecule: messenger RNA, 1701 nt
Organism: Priceomyces carsonii
Lineage: Eukaryota; Fungi; Ascomycota; Pichiomycetes; Serinales; Debaryomycetaceae
Gene: MNN23
Product: Mnn23p
Exons: 1
Coding region: 1-1701 (566 amino acids)
Biological process (GO): mannan biosynthetic process
Cellular component (GO): Golgi apparatus
Molecular function (GO): alpha-1,2-mannosyltransferase activity
Source: RefSeq, a predicted model, not a curated record